This is a messenger RNA of Tympanuchus pallidicinctus (lesser prairie-chicken), 793 nucleotides long. It is a transcript of the gene CENPH, whose product is annotated as centromere protein H. NCBI's taxonomy places the organism in Eukaryota, Metazoa, Chordata, Aves, Galliformes, Phasianidae. Gene Ontology annotation, molecular function: kinetochore binding. The record is from RefSeq and is a predicted model, not a curated record. The transcript is spliced from 9 exons. Bases 65 to 772 code for a protein of 235 amino acids. Gene Ontology annotation, cellular component: nucleus; kinetochore. Gene Ontology annotation, biological process: chromosome segregation; kinetochore assembly; mitotic spindle organization.
GAAGUGCGCGCGACCGGGCGGCUCGCGCUGGUUGACGGGAGCGCGGCUGUUUGAAGGAGAGGCGAUGGCGGGGCGGCUGUCGGAGUCCGUCGGGCCCGGGCUGGGCGCCGAGGCCGAGGAUGCGGCCGAUUCGAACGCGAAGCGGGACGUCCUGGAGCAUCUCUGCGUGAGGACGCAUCUGAAGCAGCUGGCGAUGGAGUUCAGCACCGCCUGCCCCCACAGUGAAGAGUGCAACAAUGGUAUGGAGUUAAGCUUCGUCGAAAGUGGCAAAGAAAGUUUGGAAGAAUUGGGGAAAGUAAAAACUGCCUUUGAAAGCAAAGCAUUAGCCUUACGAAGGAUUCAGCUUACGGAUGCUCUGAGAAAGAAAGUUAAACAAAAUGAUGGUUGCACACGACUAAUUAUGGAAAGAAUGAAAGACGUAAUCAAGCUCAACUGUGAAAUAUUUCAAGCUCAUCAGCAAGCACGUGUGAUUAGAGAGAAUUUGAAUGACAUUAGAAGGAGAAGAUACCUUCUGAAACAGGCCGAAGGAGAGAAGGCGCUGCGAAUUUCUACCACAAUGAGGAAAAAAAAGGAAGUAGCAAGAAUGAAAAUCAGUGAAAAGUUGAAGUUACUCCAUAGGAAUGUACAGUAUGAAAGGAAGGUGAUUGUGUUAAUUCAGAAUAUACUCCAGAAUAUCAUAGUUGGAUGCCAAGUCAACUGGAUGAAAGAUCCAUCUUUAAAAGCAAUUAUUCUACAGCUCGAGAAAGAUAUCUCCAUUCAGAAUCUCUUGUAGUCGGCAAGAUGGUGUUUAAUU